Molecule: messenger RNA, 1961 nt
Organism: Telopea speciosissima
Lineage: Eukaryota; Viridiplantae; Streptophyta; Magnoliopsida; Proteales; Proteaceae
Product: monogalactosyldiacylglycerol synthase 2, chloroplastic-like
Exons: 8
Coding region: 326-1681 (451 amino acids)
Biological process (GO): glycolipid biosynthetic process
Molecular function (GO): hexosyltransferase activity
Source: RefSeq, a predicted model, not a curated record
AUAGCUCGUUCGUUCCAUUCCCUGCAACUCAACUCUACGGUUUCCCCUGAGUAUACCGGAAUCAUUUGAGAAUCUUUACCCGUCGUUUGCGCUGGCUUUGUUCUGUACAAAAAUCUUUCUUUACCUCUCACAAAGCUUGUUCCAGUCCCCUCAAACUCAACUCUACGGUUUCUCUCUUCGAUCCUGUCUCUUCCAUUGGAGUAGAUUUUGCUUCUGCUCGCAAAACGCAAAACUGGGUGUCCUUUUCUGGAGUUUGACACAGGUGGUGAACUGGGUCUGUUGGGCUCUGUUUUUAGUUUGGGGGUUUGAGUGGGAAUUAACAGAUAUGGUUAUGUCAGUGGUGUCUCCGAGGAGAUCCAUCAGAGAUACUUUAUUUCAGAGUGUCGGAGGCCAUUAUAGUCAACAGAAGAAGUGUUCUUACGGUUGUUUGGAGGAUGAAGGAACAACGGAGCUUGUGCAGAUCGGAGCUGAGAGGACCAAGAAUGUAUUGAUUUUGAUGAGUGAUACUGGUGGUGGGCAUCGAGCUUCUGCUGAAGCAAUCAGGGAUGCGUUUAGGUUGGAAUUCGGGGAUGAAUACAGGAUAAUUAUUAAGGAUGUGUGGAAAGAGUACACUGGCUGGCCGUUAAACGACAUGGAGAGAUCAUAUAAAUUCAUGGUGAAACACGUACGGCUCUGGAAGGUUGCAUUCCACAGUACCUCCCCUCGAUGGAUUCACUGUGUAUAUCUAGCAGCCAUGGCUGCCUUCUAUGCCAAAGAGGUGGAGGCUGGUCUGAUGGAGUAUAAACCAGACAUUAUCAUUAGUGUUCAUCCUCUCAUGCAACAUAUUCCUCUGUGGGUACUUAAAUGGCAAGGCCUUCAGAAGAAAGUGGUAUUUGUUACAGUCAUUACAGACCUCAAUACCUGUCAUCCCACUUGGUUUCAUACCAGUGUGACUAGGUGCUACUGUCCCUCAGAGGAGGUAGCCAAGAGGGCGUUGCUAGAUGGUCUAGAGUCCUCUCAGAUCCGUGUAUUUGGCUUGCCCAUUCGACCCUCCUUCUGUCGAGCAAUUCUUUCUAAGGAUAAGUUAAGAAAAGAGUUGGAUAUGGACCUUGGGUUACCUGCUGUAUUGCUGAUGGGAGGUGGUGAAGGGAUGGGUCCUGUGGAGAAAACUGCAAAAGCUCUUGAAGAAGCAUUGUUUAAUGAAGAGCUUGGAAAGCCAAUGGGACAAAUUGUUAUUAUAUGUGGCCGUAAUAAAUCCCUUGCCUCUACCUUGGAAUCAAUCGAAUGGAAUGUCCCUGUGAAGAUAAGAGGGUUCGAGACCCAGAUGCAAAAAUGGAUGGGUGCUUGUGACUGUAUUAUUACUAAAGCUGGGCCUGGUACAAUUGCUGAGGCUUUGAUAAGGGGGCUUCCCAUUAUCCUCAAUGACUUCAUCCCAGGACAGGAAGUUGGCAAUAUCCCUUACGUGGUAGACAAUGGCGCUGGUGUCUUCUCUCGUAGCCCAAAGGAAACAGCUAACCUCGUCGCUGAGUGGUUCGAUUCCAAAACAGAAGAACUCAAGAAGAUGUCAGAGAAUGCGGUGAAGCUAGCACAACCAGAUGCUGUGUUCAACAUUGUAAGGGACAUUCAUGAUCUUACACGUCAACGCGGCCCCUUAACCAGCAUUCCUUAUCCACUGACUUCAUCAUUCUCAUACCCAAUCUAAUUAAAUCCAUCUUCCAGUGGGACAAGUCCUACUCAUGUGCCAUGUACAGCUGGUAUUGAAUUAUUCUUUGGCCUUAAGUGGCAAUGUUUGCUAAUAAAUCUUGUAAAUAUUUCCAUAAGUAGUCUCAAGUGUUUUUCUUUUUUCUCUCUUCCUCUUUUUAUUCCCCACUAGGGUUAGUGUGCUUUGGGUCCCUUAGGAGGAGAAGGGUAUUUGUAUGAUGAAUGUGAAUUCUGAAUCUAUUGUAGACCCAACUUCCUGAGUUACCUUGGUUUUCUGCUUA